CAUAGCCACCGGGAUGGUGUCCCUUUUAAAAAUUGCUUUAUAGUCGUUCUAGGUUCUCCCUCUGCCUCACUCACUCACUCACUCACUCUCUCCUUCUUCCUUCAACGGUUCAAUCAAUCAAAACCCACCUCACUCUUUUCUCAUUUCACACACACACUUGACUCAUUCAACUCAUCACAACCAAAACCAAAUCUAUUCUAUUCUAUUCUCCCACUACACUCUCCCAUCUCCUUCACUGAAUCAUCACCACCAUCAUCAUCAUAAUUAUCAUAUCAUAUCAUAUAUUAUACAUAGAUAUAGUUCAAUUCUUAUUUAUUCCUCCAGAAGUGGGGAAUGGCUUACAUGUGUGCAGACAGUGGAAACCUCAUGGCAAUUGCUCAACAAGUGAUCAAGCAGAAACAGCAACAAGAGCAAGAACAACAACAACAACAACAGCAACAACAUCAACAGCAUCAACAGAUGUUGGGUAUCAACCCUCUGUCCCUCACUCAUCCAUGGAGCAUUCACAACACUCCACCCCACCUGGGUUUCCCUCUUACAGGCAAUGAUUUCCCGGAUCCCUUUCAAGUCGGGUCGGGUCCUGACAACGCCGAUCCCGCCUUCCAGUUCCCUCCACCGCUCGACCCUCAUUCCGCCGCCGCCUUCAGAUUCUCCGAUUUCGACUCCGACGACUGGAUGGACACUCUUAUGGCCGGCGCCGACUCAACCACCGACCCGCCACCACCUGAUUUCGCUCUCAACCCGUUUUCCUCUUGCCCGACCCGCCUCUCCUCUCCCUCGGAUCUCAACCGGGUCAUCUUCACGUCAGAGUCUCAGGUCACCACAACCAUCCCCCUUCAGCUCCCAACCACCCCACCCACUCUCUCCAAAGACACACCACCACCACCGCCACCGCCGGCGAAGACCACCCUUCACCGGGACGCCGCCGCCGCCGCUGAAACGGCGUCUUCCCCGCACCCCCUACUGAAAGCGCUAACAGAGUGUGCCCGGUUCGCCGAAACCGAACCAGAUCAAGCCAUGGAGUCUCUGACCCAUCUCAGCAAAUCAGUUUCUCAGCAAGGAAACCCUACUCAGAGAGUAGCUUUCUACUUCUCCCAAGCCUUAACGCGGAAAAUCUCAGCAGAGACACAGAAACUGAAGGUGAAUGAUAAGAACUCUGCAACUGGGUUGGAACCUACUGCUUCAGAGGAGUUGAUUCUCUCUUACAAAGCGCUCAACGAUGCUUGUCCUUAUUCCAAGUUUGCACACUUGACUGCAAACCAAGCUAUAUUGGAAGCAACAGAAGGAGCUACAAGGAUUCACAUCGUUGAUUUUGGGAUUGUUCAAGGGAUUCAAUGGGCUGCACUGUUGCAAGCAUUUGCUACACGCUCUUCUGGGAAGCCUCAGAGCAUAAGAAUAUCAGGGAUACCAGCUAUGGCUCUUGGAACUUCCCCUAGUUCUUCUCUUUCUGCUACUGGUAACCGUUUAUCUGAGUUUGCUAAGCUUCUUGGCUUGAAUUUUGUGUUUACACCGAUUCUCACUCCUAUUCAUGAGCUUAAUGAGUCUAGCUUUUGCAUUGAGCCAAAUGAGGCCUUGGCUGUGAACUUCAUGCUUCAGUUGUAUAAUCUCUUGGAUGAGACUCCAACUGCUGUUGAAACUGCACUUCGGUUAGCUAAGUCUUUGAAGCCUAGGAUUGUGACUCUUGGUGAGUAUGAAGCGAGUUUGACACGAGUUGGGUUUGUCAGCAGGUUCAAGGCUGCACUGAAGCAUUUCUCUGCUUUGUUUGAGUCUCUGGAGCCUAACUUGCCCUCUGACUCGCCUGAGAGGUUCCAGGUGGAGAGCCUUCUGCUCGGGCGGCGGAUCGCGGGUGUGAUCGGGCCGGAGUUGCCGGGGUGUGUGAGGGAAAGGAUGGAGGAUAAAGAGCAGUGGAGGGUUCUGAUGGAAAGUUGUGGUUUUGAAUCAGUAAGUCUUAGCCAUUAUGCAAUUAGUCAAGCUAAGAUACUCUUGUGGAAUUACAGUUACAGUUCUCUGUAUUCGCUUGUUGAAUCUCAACCUGGGUUUUUGACUCUGGCUUGGAAAGAUGUUCCCCUCUUGACUGUGUCUUCCUGGCGUUAAUGGUGUGUUUGGGGUCAACUGGAAUUUGGUUUCCACCUGGUUCUUUUUUCUCUGGUGUGGAAGAACUAAUAGCAUGUUUUGUUUGACAGUGCAAUGGUCUAGAAUCAAUUCUGGUUAGAAGCUACAUGUCUUAGCUUCUGAGUAAACAUGACUUAGUUUAUGUGCAAAUCAUGAAACCAAACACGCACUAAUUGUCUAUAUGCUGUUGAUGAUCAUGCUAGGCACUUCAAUUGAAUGAAUUGAUCUUUGUUUGGUGAAGUUAUGCAGAUUUGAUAUGUUAAUUGGCUCUGAAACCAGAUUUUUAGGAGAAUUGCCAUUUGGGUUGUACUUUUAGCAGUUUGGUCCUAGUUCCACACCCCACUUCCUUCUUUUUGUUUUCAAUUGAUUUUUCUUAUUUGUAGUGUUUUCAUUGUGGCAUUGGUAUUAGCUAGGUUGAUGACUUUUGACUAGACAAACAGUGGAGAAGGGAAUGGAAAAUGAAGAAAUGGGAAGGAGAAAACUUCCCUUUCCCCAUUGCUAGUCUGGUGACUCUGUAAAGAUGAUUUUGUUGUAUGGAUUUAAAUUAGUUUGAACAUCAAAGGUUUUUUAUCUUUA
This is a messenger RNA of Lotus japonicus, 2688 nucleotides long. Its product is annotated as scarecrow-like protein 4. Gene Ontology annotation, cellular component: nucleus. The transcript has 2 exons. The record is from RefSeq and is a predicted model, not a curated record. The coding region runs from base 334 to 2094 and encodes 586 amino acids. Gene Ontology annotation, molecular function: DNA-binding transcription factor activity; sequence-specific DNA binding. NCBI's taxonomy places the organism in Eukaryota, Viridiplantae, Streptophyta, Magnoliopsida, Fabales, Fabaceae. Gene Ontology annotation, biological process: regulation of DNA-templated transcription.